AUGCUGGUGAAAUAUUUUGCACUUGAUUCCAAACAACAAUACCCAGGGCGCCAGGCCUUUUUGUUGGCCCAAGUCCCGGAUGGCUUUUCGCAAGUGAUACCUUUGUCAGACGACACGCUGACAUACAGAUAUUACCCUGGAAAAGGUCUUGAUUCUGCUGCUGCUACUAUGUAUAUUAGUGAUGACACACAAUUUUUACAUCCUAUAUUUGUUGGGUUUGAAAGUGAAGAACCAAUAGACAGUAGCACCGGCGGUGUUGAUGGUAUAUUUGCUAUCAACACUGCAAGUUCUUUUGGUCCUGGGAAGUCAUGUUCCAAGCAGCUUAUUACUGUUCUGAUCAGACUGCUUUCAAUUCCACAAGCAACGUGGAAGUUCUCAAUCAAGUACGAAAAGUUUGGAAACGUAGAUAUAUAUACCAAGCGCGCCUUGUUACUUGUGACCAUUGUCAGAUCAAAGACUGUGGCUAUUAUGAUACCACUUUACCUGUUUUCUUUUAAGAAAGCCUUUGUCUUGUACUUUCGAUUGCUGCUAGGGAGAAAAAAAAUGGAUAUUUGGUACCUUGACAUUGAGGCUGCUUAUUUCAAAGCAAACGUUGAUCGUGACCUUUAUCUAAAAGUCUCUGACGGUGUUAAGACCAAGAAACAAUAA
This is a messenger RNA of Magnusiomyces paraingens, 648 nucleotides long. RefSeq lists its product as uncharacterized. Bases 1 to 648 code for a protein of 215 amino acids. The record is from RefSeq and is a predicted model, not a curated record. Lineage: Eukaryota; Fungi; Ascomycota; Dipodascomycetes; Dipodascales; Dipodascaceae. The transcript is spliced from 3 exons.